ACAACACAGGGAGAACAUGUAAACUCCACACAGAAAUGCUAACUCUUCCAGCCAUGACUUAAACCAGUGACCUUUGAGUCACCAUGCUUCCCAUACUAUUACUAUAAUAAUAUUAAAAUUUCCAUUUGUGCUAAUGUUUAUCCUUUGCUUUCAAACAUUAAACUAAAUUGAAUUGAAUAUAGGGUUUUUGGUGUGUAUCAACCCUUAGAACUUAGAGAAGACACUCAAAACAUUCAAAUUAAUUCUAAAAUGUAACUGGUCAACAGAUGGGUUUGCAUUUGGUGCUUGGUGAGUUCAUUUUAAGCCCUGCUUAUAUAACUGUAGAGAAAUUAUAAAUAUACGAAUGACCACAAUCUAAGCCUACUUCUUUUGAACAUAUGCUGAAUUUAGCAUGAGCACAGCUGAAUAAAUUAAAACAGGGAUGCCCAAACUCAGUCCUGGAGGCCCAGUGUCCUGGAGAGUUUAGCUCCAACCCUAAUCAAACACACCUGAAACAGCUAAUCAAGCUCUUACUUGAUAUGCUAAAAACUUCCAGGAGUUUAAACACCCCUGGAUUAAAACUUUCAAUAUUUGCUUAACCAUUUCCAUAAUCUAAAAGAAAUCUGAGGCGUUUCUCAAAACACCAUCUGUUGUGUUCCAAGCAGUUGCUGCUUAAGAAGAACUACAUAGAGAUACACUCUUUUUCUUUCCAUAUGCACCAGACACCUUCUUAUAAGCGUUCAUUGUGCACUGCUAAUUGUAUAUUAUGGAGAUGAGUGGGUUUAUGUUUAUCUGUGUGUGUCUGUGCAUGUGUAUGAAUGUUUAUGUGUCUUGGGAUGUAUAUACAACUGCUCCCAGGUGAUUUGAAGUGUUUCUUUUAUCAUCGUUUAUUGGUAGCUUUGGAUAAAAGUGUCUGCUAAAUGAAUGUAAUAUCUGAAAAUGUGAAAAAUAUAAGCUGUGAAUGAUGACGGAACUUUCAUUUUUGGGUAAACUAUCCUUUUAGGCAUUUUUGUGUGCACAUAACAAUGUUAUUUUGUUUGAAGUGUGUCUGUAACAUAAUUUUUCAUGGCUCCCCUGAGCUUAGACUGCAUAGCUUGAGUUGUUUCUGCCCUAAAUAUAGAGUUGGCUUUUGCCUACAAUGUCAAAUGUAACUCGACUCCAUAAGUUAAGUCACAGCACGUCAGUUGCUGGCCGAGCAGCUGAGUUCCUCUCACUCUCUUCCACAUUGCCUGAUGGAGUCAGUGGGAGCGCUGGGAAGCCCCAUUGGGGGAAGCUCCAACUCACUCAGUUUGCCGGCUUCCCCUUGGGAAGAGGAUGAAGAGUCACUGGGAUUAGAAGGAAUUAAACCCAAAUCUUCACCCACACCUAGACGACGGAGUUCUGCGUCCUCCGAUGACUCCUUGCCUCCCCCUUCCAGCAGCAGAAGAGUGUCCUUUGCUGACGCCUUUGGUUUGAGUCUUGUCUCAGUGAAGCAGUUUGAUGCUUGGGGGGCAACUCCACCAUCAGGCCCUUUAGAAAGCGACUUGAACGAAGAUAAGGAGUAUUAUAUGGUUCCCCUUUUCACUCUUCCACAAACGUCUGAAGAGUUAGAGUUGCGGGUUCACGAGCAGAAGCUUGAACUGGAAAGUUUGGAGUUGCUUUCUGGGACCACAACCCUUAGAGGUAUUGUCCGUGUGCUGAAUGUGUGUUUUGAUAAGAUGGUCUAUGUUCGUACGUCUUUGGAUUCCUGGAGAAGUCAUUUUGAUCUGCUGGCUGAGUACUCAUCUGGGUCGAACAAUGGUGAGAUGGAUUGUUUCUCCUUCAAGCUCACACUGGUACCUCCAUUUGGAGAAGAAGGCGCAAGGGUUGACUUUUGUUUGAGAUAUGAAACAUCUGUAGGCACUUUUUGGGCAAACAACAGUGAAAAGAACUAUUCUUUACUUUGUUGUGAAAAACUGAAGGAGAAAGGCCAAAGUGAGAGUGAAAACAGAAGAAAAAGUUGUCUGAAAAUAACCAGCACAAAUUCAUCAGCUUCAACCUCUACGACAACAAACAAUGAAAAGCUUCCUGUUGUAAACCUAAAUGAUGUAAAGGCCACUGACCCAGAAUCUGUAAGUGAAAACUCUGAGAAAAGUGAAAAGGAAAGCAAGGAAUUAGCGGAGGAAAUGAGCAGAAACCGCAGCCGAAGGAACAGAAGAAAGGCUGCACGAUUACAAAAAGUCAAGGAGCACUUUGCUAAGAGAGAGGAAGAACAAAAACGAGGGACCAAGACAAAAGAGAGUGAAGUUACAGCAGAAACCAGCACUCUGAGACUGGAAAUGACAACAUGCAGCUCUCUAUCCCAACAAACUCCUCAACCACCAACAGACACCCAAAUAUCAUCAUCACCAGCUGAGUCCCUCAAAUCUACAGAUGACAUAGGAGACUCCAAGGACAUCUGCUGUAUAGACAAUAUAAUCAACUUUUCAAAAGCACAAACAAAUUUACCCCUGGGGGACUCUAUAAGUUGUGAUGAAACCGUCACAAGCUCUGCUUCUGAAGUCCUAAAGGACGUCCCUCUUAAGGACAACGUUACUGACCAAAAAGUUUCAAACAGUCAGUCUUUUCCUGAAUGCCAAAAUUCAGACUUGUCCAUCUCCAAGGAUGUUGAAAGAGCAUGGGAGCACUUUGAGAAGGAUGCUAAGCAAAGAAUAAAACAUUUAGCACUGAGUUUGAAGGUGGAUGAAGAUGUGAAUGUUGCUGGUGGUAAUCGAGAAGAUAAUGUGAGCUUGAAAACUGCCAACACAGAGACUCAACUGUUUUCUCAAGGCUUCACAUUCAGAACCAUUGUAGCUCCACUUUAUCAUCAGGUUUUUAAAAACAUGGAAAUUGAGAAAAAAGACUUCACGCCAAAGAUCCUACAAGUAAACAGGUCAUUUAAGGAACUAAAGAACAAGAGUCUAACUGCGGUUACAACCCCCGAGACUUUCAUUUCUUUACAACGGGAAGUACAUAAUAUUAGUGUUGACGACUGCAAAGCAUCAACAGAUCAGAACAAAACAGUAAACCCAACCAAAAGUCCUCUUUCUGAGUCAAAUAAAAGUGAAUGUGUUGAAGAUUCUCACAAUCAAAAUGAUCCUAGUGGUUACCCAACAGACAUUAUAUUUAUUGAAGCCAACCUUCCAAAAGUUACAUCCAGCCAACUAGAUCCUUCUCUAGAAGAAUGUAAAGAUGAAACGUUCCAGUAUGAUUAUUGCCACAGUUUAUUUCCGCUACAAGCUGCAGAACAUUUUGUCAAUACAAAUCAAGCAACAGAGUCAGAUAUUGACAACCUGUCUGAACAGAUACAUCCUUCAGCAGCCACAUCAGCUUUAAAGACUUUAUUAUCUUUGAACACUGAAAUGUCACAAAACCAGGAGGACCCAACAAACAUCCGCACCAAAGAAGAAGAUACAUUAGUUCAAACAGAGAAUUCAAUUAUUAACUCUUGCAUUCUUGCCAAAUCUCCAGAUGACCCCACAACACGCCAAACUUCAGGGAUCAAUUUAGAACCUGAUAAAUUAGAACCUGAUUGCUGUAAGAUAUCAUACAUUGAAAAACCUGAAGAUCUUUGUGACUUAUCAAACGCAACAGCUGUGCUAACAGAACAAUGUUCAAAACUGGAUAACACAGAGAUAAUUAUGUGCAAUACUAUGCAGACCUGUAACAUGAACGGUAAGAAGGCAGAGUUUUCUUCAAAGACUACAGAGAAGGAGUGUUCAAACAUUAUUGAUUUUGAAGGAGAACAGAUCACAUUAGCUAAUAAAGAGGUGGAGGACGGUAGCGAAACGACAAAUUCUGAGAGCCUUGAAGAGGAAGAAGAGGGAACUAGAAAAGGAGAAAAGGAGAAAGACCAAGAUCCAGAAGAACAUGAAGGUGAAAAAGACAAGCAGGAGAAUAAGGGAGGAUUAAAGAGCAUUGAAGAUGAGUUGAAAUACAUAGAUGAUGAAGAGGAUUUGGACGAAAUGAAACCUGAGAGAGAAAAUAAGCAAGUAGAUGCCGAUUAUUUGGUUUCUCUUGAAAGAGAUUCUGAGGACCAGAAGAGGUUUAAUAGUACCUGCAAUGUUCAAUCAGUAACCCAACGGAAUAUUGACUUAAAUGAAUGUCUAUGUGGAGUUGAGGUGUUGGAAAACCAAGAAAGUUUCAUCAGUGGAGUACAGAUCUGUGAGGAAACUGGAACAUCUUGGCAAGAAUCCUCUCAAAAGAGUGAUACUGAAGUCAGUGGAAGUACAAUAGCAUUAGAGAACAGCUGGGAUGCCGGUGAUCAAGAAAUGAAAGUAUUCUGCGAAAGUAAGACUAUGGCUGAUUAUAAAAACAUGGAAUAUGAGGCAAAAGACUCGUUGUCCGGAGAUUCUGGAAACACUGAAGACAAUACAUCAACAGAAUCACAGAUUGAUGAAGAAAUGGAGCUAUACCUGAACAGUCUGAGGAAUUCACAACAGUCAGCAUUCAGAGAAGGCACAAUGAGCGGAAGCAAAAGACCAUCUAUAAGCCGCAGGAGACCAUCAAUGCCUUCGAUCUCAGAGUCUGUGGAUGAGGAUCAUCAAAAUAGUUCUCUGGAGGAUUUAUCAAAUAUUGCACUUCUCACAGAGAGUAAAAGAGCUAUGCUGCCGCUAGUGGACAGGAAUGAACGUGUCAUUGGACGUAACGUCUUGUGGUGGAAGAAGUUUCUGUCGUAUGAUAAUAUGAAAAGGAUGAUUGGAUACACAUUUUUGCUGAUAGUGUUUUUGGUUCUGGCAUAUCAUUAUGACUUCAUUGCAUGCUUUGCAUUGUAUCUUCUUACAGUGUAUUGGCUGUUUCAUCAAGGGGAGGGAGAACCAUUGAAAAAGUCUCAGAAUUGUGAAAAAAGGUUGCAGUGAAUGUAAUUUUUUAUUUUUUUGAAAUAGGAAAGAUUUAUGAAUAUAAUUGAAUAUAAUAUCUCAUCGUUGGUGCAGAUGUGAUUUUAUAUCCCUUACAAAUAUUAACCAUCAUUUUUUAAUAGUAAAAUUGUACCUAACCCUAACCAUGACUUUUGGUGCACUUAUUUCUAUUUGUAUAAGCACAGUUCUACUAAAAUUACCAUGAUAAAUUAUGGUUAGAAAUGCAAAACUAAAGUAAUUCUGUGGUUGACUACGGAAACCCCAUGGGAGCCCCAAAGUUAAAGCUUGGUGUUUGUAGUAAAACGAAAGUCAAUGCACCAAAAAAACAUGAUUACUACAAUUUUACUAUAAAAUACAGGAAUAUUUUUGUAAGGGACGACAAACUCGUGACUGAAAAAACAAAGUGAUAGGUAUACUAUAUAAGAAGGUGUAUUUUCUUAGUGUAUGGAAAACUAAGUUUGAACAGUUUCAUAAUGCUCUUUACACAAAGCUGAUUAUAAAGCAGGGGAUUGAAUGAGGGGGUAUAUAUCUAGCAAUCUUUGAGAUAUAUGCUAAAAGUGCUUGGUACAGAGAUGAUUAAAGGACCACUGGGUGAGUGAAAAGUUAAAGUGUGACAGAUUAUGGAAGAUUAGCCUUGAAAUGGGAUUCUAGUGCAAUUUUACUGACAUCAUUUUAUUUGUAGCUUAGCCUAAUUAGCACAGCCUUACUAGAUUAUAAUUUAUCUAUACUACAACACAUAUACUACAGUAAAAAUGUAUUAUUUUUUCUUCAGAAUAAUUUGCACACACACACAAAGGUCAAGUUUGAUUGAUGUUGAAGCAUAUGUCUCACCAGGGGUGCUGCUGGCCGGUACGGGCCCUAUGACAACAUUUCGUGGAUGUCGCAAAAAGUGAAGAGCAUGGUGGUUCUGGUGGGCCCUUAAUAGUGUCUUUGGGGGCCCCAAAACAGUGUGGGCCCUUAGAAUCAUCCUAACUUCUCCUGCCCAGCGGUGCCCCUGUGUCUCACAAUGUAGUCGAGAAAAUGAACAUUAAUGUAAACAGUACUGAAUUUCUUCUGUUAUAGUUAUUUUCUAUAUUUCCAUGGUUGAACCACAAGAGAUUACCAAUUCUUUGAUCCUUUACAUAUCAUCUGGUUUGUUUGCAGUCACAAACUAUUUGACGCUAUGACUUGAUAUGGUCUUAACAUCUGUAAAUCUCCAAACUGAGCAGUUGUUGCUUCAUAUGGACAUGUACUGUAAGUAGAUACAGGUGUAUACUAAUAAUGAAUGAACUAUGCUAAGUAAACUGAUUUCCUCAGUACCCAAAUUGGUAAUACAAUCUUUUAUUGUGUUGUUUGUAUGUUUUGUCUAAUCCACAGAGCAUUUUUUAUUGCAAUUCAAUAUUGUGCAGCUUUUCUUAUUUUAAUAUGCUUUUAUGUUGUUCAUUUAUUAUUGGACAUCAUUCGAAGAACCGUCUUUCACUGAACCAUCAGAUGAACUAUGAUCUAAUCUCCUGGUUAUUAAACUAUGCAGUUCACAGAAA
This is a messenger RNA of Danio rerio (zebrafish), 6355 nucleotides long. The record is from RefSeq and is a predicted model, not a curated record. Lineage: Eukaryota; Metazoa; Chordata; Actinopteri; Cypriniformes; Danionidae.